CAUCUGCACUUCAGAGCGAGGCGUGGUCAGCCAGAGCUAACAGGUGGGCCAGUGCGUACAGCUGCAGUCACUCUUCAUCCGCAGGAUACCUACCGUGUUUUUACAUUAACACACACACACACACACAGCUGCAACAAAAUGCCAAAGUGCCCAAAGUGCCAGAAGGAGGUCUACUUCGCCGAGAGGGUGACGUCACUCGGGAAGGACUGGCACAGGCCCUGUCUGAAGUGUGAGAAGUGCAACAAGACGCUGUCACCUGGCUCACAUGCGGAGCAUGAAGGCAAGCCAUACUGUCACAACCCCUGCUACGGUGCAAUGUUUGGACCUAAAGGAUUUGGACGCGGUGGAACCGAGAGCCACGCAUAUGCUAAAUAGAAAGGUUCAAGGCCCCGCAGUAAAAACUUUGCCUGGAAACUAGAAAGCCAGCAUGCUCGAAAGUCCCAAUAAAAACCAGCAAACAAACUGUAAUCUGAUUCAGAAGAAACAUUUUGUGUGCGUGUGUUUUUAUUCUGGGUUUUCUGAAGAGGAUUGUGUAUUCCCAUGAUACAGCAGUGAAGACGUUGUCCUCUAGUCUCAUCCUGUUAUUAAUGUGGACAUUCUGAUUAAACACUUUUUAAAUUUG
Molecule: messenger RNA, 622 nt
Organism: Dicentrarchus labrax (European seabass)
Lineage: Eukaryota; Metazoa; Chordata; Actinopteri; Moronidae
Gene: crip1
Product: cysteine-rich protein 1
Exons: 5
Coding region: 139-375 (78 amino acids)
Biological process (GO): intrinsic apoptotic signaling pathway in response to DNA damage; regulation of gene expression
Molecular function (GO): zinc ion binding
Source: RefSeq, a predicted model, not a curated record